GCUGCUGGGGGGGCUGGGGGUGACGCUGGGGCUGCUGGCCCUGGAGCUCGGGGGCUUCUUCUCGGGGCUCUCCAUGUUCCACCGGCCCCAGGCCCUCGCCCUGCCGGCCCUCACCGAGCUCCUCAUCAUGGGCAUCGUGUUGGGGUGCAAGAGGAAAGCGCUGUGA
Molecule: messenger RNA, 166 nt
Organism: Tinamus guttatus (white-throated tinamou)
Lineage: Eukaryota; Metazoa; Chordata; Aves; Tinamiformes; Tinamidae
Source: RefSeq, a predicted model, not a curated record